Messenger RNA from Camelina sativa (false flax), 1202 nucleotides. NCBI's taxonomy places the organism in Eukaryota, Viridiplantae, Streptophyta, Magnoliopsida, Brassicales, Brassicaceae. The record is from RefSeq and is a predicted model, not a curated record.
UUAAAAAAUUGAUGCUGAAGAUUACCGGUUCCGGUGAUCAGCGUUGGGAAUCUGAGCUGGGGUGGUAAUGGGAAGACGCCAAUGGUGGAAUACAUUUCUCAAUUCCUCGUUGAUUCUGGACUUUCACCUCUUAUCCUCACUCGUGGUUAUGGUGGUGGAGAUGAAGCCAAAAUGCUUAAAAGACAUCUUCAAGGUGGACCGGUAAAGAUUGGGGUUGGUGCAAACCGGGCAUCUACCGCUGCUUGGUUUUUCGAAAAGUAUGGCUGUGUAGAUCCUUCUAGUAUAAGGUCAUUCUUUGAUCUUCAUGAAAGAGCAGAAGCUAUGAACAUUUCGCAGAAAAUUGGAGUAGUUGUUCUAGAUGAUGGGAUGCAGCAUUGGAGUUUGUCUCGUGAUCUCGAGAUUGUGAUGCUUAACGGGAUGAAUCCGUGGGGAAAUGGUCAUUUAGUUCCCCUUGGUCCCUUACGUGAACCUCUUGUGGCGCUUGAGCGGGCAGAUAUUGUUGUAGUACACCACGUGAACUUGAUAACUAAACAAAGCCUCAGAGAUAUUGAGAACUUUAUACAAGGAUUCAAAAAGUCGAUCCCGAUUUUUUACUCCAACAUGGUGCCCAAAUUCCUGUUCGAUGUUAACAAUGCUAAGUCACAUCUCGCUUUAGAAGCAUUGCGAUGUGCAUCUGUGCUAUGUGUUUCCGCAAUUGGAUUCGCUGACGCAUUUGUCAAGAGCAUUGUGAUGACAGGAGCACGUUAUGUUGAUAGACUUGAUUUCAGUGAUCAUCAUUUAUUUGAAGCACAGGAUGUGGAAACUAUGAGGAGGAGAGCAAAGGGACUAGAGCAAAAAACUAAUUCCAAGCCUAUCAUUGUGCUAACUGAAAAGGAUUAUGAUAGAGACCCGGACAUCCUCAAAUGUCUGGACUCUUACACAGUCUUGGUUCUAUGCUCUGAGUUGCAAAUAACUCAUUUUAGAGGAACUGAUGGGGAUACCUAUAAAUCUACACUUACGAGAGUAGCUGCUAAGUUUUGUGUUUCUAAUUAGAUUCAAGGUUUUAUCUUACUGCAUUUUGUUGUUGUGGAUCAUUACUCUUUUAUAUGGUUGCUACUUGCUAGUGACUUUUAACGAAUUAUUAGUGUGUCAUCUGACAAUAUAGCUCUGGGACAAAUAUUUUGAAUAUUUUGCUUCAAAGGUUACUAUAUAUGUUUUCUCUC